Triticum aestivum (bread wheat) is the source of this 2443-nucleotide messenger RNA. RefSeq names its product pentatricopeptide repeat-containing protein At2g22410, mitochondrial. Bases 38 to 1942 code for a protein of 634 amino acids. The record is from RefSeq and is a predicted model, not a curated record. Gene Ontology annotation, molecular function: protein binding; RNA binding. The transcript has 2 exons. Gene Ontology annotation, biological process: RNA modification. NCBI's taxonomy places the organism in Eukaryota, Viridiplantae, Streptophyta, Magnoliopsida, Poales, Poaceae.
AUCCCCGUCUCCUCCGUGGUCUCGGGCGGCGCUGUUGAUGAACCCCCGCCAUGUCCUCGAGCUCCUGCACCAGUGCCGCUCCAUCCGACACCUCGACCAGCUACAGGCCCACCUCCUCGCCCACGGCCCAUCCGCCGUGGCCUCCCUCGCCUCCCAGCUCGUCGCCUCCUACUGCGCGCUCUCCGGUGCCGCCGGACACGCGGGACUCUGCCACGCCCGCCGCGUGUUCGACACAAUUGCCGACCCGUACAGGUUCGCGUACAACAGUCUUAUCAGGGCGUACUCCAACAGCUGUUGCCCCCAGGAGGCGCUGUGCCUGCACCGCGACGUCCUCCGGCGCGGCAUCCUGCCGAACGAGUUCACACUGCCCUUCGUGCUCAAGGCGUGCGCCAGGGCGCGGGCCACAGAGCACGCGCUAGCCACCCAUGGAGUGGCUGUCAAGCUGGGGUAUGUGCGGCAGGUGUUCGUGGGCAACGCGCUCCUGCACUCAUAUGCGUCGACUGGGUUGCUGCGGGACUCUCAGCGGUUCUUUGCCGAGAUGGCGCCGGGCAGGAAUGUUGUGUCGUGGAACACGAUGAUUGGUGGAUAUGCACAGGCUGGGGAGACCAGCAAGGCGUGCGCCUUGUUUGGAGAGAUGAGGCGCCAAGGAGUGUUGGCUGAUGUGUUCACAUUUGUCAGCCUGCUUCUCGUUUGCUCAACUGAGGGAAAUCUUGAGGUUGGUCGGCUGGUGCAUUGUCAUAUGUUGGCAAGUGGAUCCCGGGUUGAUCUGAUUCUCGGUAACGCACUUGUGGACAUGUAUGGUAAGUGCGGGGAUCUGUGGAUGGCUCGUAGAUGCUUUGACAUGAUGCCCACGAAAAAUGUUGUUUCAUGGACUUCCAUGCUUUGUGCCCUGGCAAAACAUGGCUCGGUGGAUGCUGCAAGAGAUUGGUUUGAGCAGAUGCCGGAGAGGAACAUAGUCUCCUGGAAUGCCAUGAUCUCUUGCUAUGUUCAGGGUGGCCGAUUCCGUGAAACUUUGGGUCUUUAUAACCGUAUGAAAUCUCUAGAUCUCACUCCAGAUGAGGUUACCUUGGCUGGUGUCCUCUCUGCCCAUGGACAAAAUGGCGAUUUGGCCUCUGGAAGGAUGAUACAUUGUUAUAUUAAAGACAAUUUUAGUGAUCCUGGUGUCACUCUACUUAAUUCACUUCUUGAUAUGUAUGCAAGAUGUGGUCAGGUAGACACAUCCAUAAGCUUGUUCACUGAGAUGCCCAAUAAAAACACUAUCUCUUGGAAUGUGAUUAUUGGAGCGCUAGCCAUGCAUGGGCGUGCACAAGAGGCAGUCAUGUUCUUCAGAGCUAUGGUAUCUGAUGCCUUCUCCCCUGAUGAGAUCACAUUUGUCGGUCUUCUUUCUGCAUGCAGUCAUGGUGGUCUACUAGAAGAUGGACAGUAUUACUUCAAAGCCAUGAGACAUGUUUACAAUGUUAAGCCUGAAGUUGAGCACUAUGCUUGCAUGGUUGAUCUGCUUGGUCGGCGUGGCCAUCUUGCACAAGCUGUUGAUCUAAUAAAAGAUAUGCCAAUGAAGCCUGACGUUGUGGUUUGGGGUGCAUUACUUGGAGCCUGCAGGAUCCAUGGUAAUGUAGAGAUCGGCAAGCUAGUGAUCAAACAACUGCUUGAGCUGGAGGGAAUUAAUGGAGGCUUGUUUGUCCUAUUUUCUAAUUUGCUGUAUGAAACUCACCAGUGGGAGGACAUGAAAAGGCUCAGGAAGCUAAUGAGAGAGCGGGGAACAAAAAAGGAUAUGGGUGUUAGUUCAAUUGAAGUAAACAACAGCAUACAUGAAUUUGGAGUGGAAGACAUCAGACAUGAAACCUCAAGUGAGAUAUAUGCGGCAGUUGAUCAGUUGGCAUAUCAUUUAGUCUCUUUGCAUGUCCUGGCUGUGCAGCCAGUAGAACUCAUCAUGGAAGAGUGAAAUAAGCUAUUUAGGAGUGCUCCCAUAGCCAAUCUGAACCUGAUGCGGAGCAUGGGCUGCAAAGGGAUAUAUUCAUAUCAAGUAGCCUGUCUGAUGAAACCUGAAGGCUUUCUGCAGAUACGACGGUUCACUGGGGCAACCAACUCAACCAACUGUAUAGACAGUUAGGUCAGUGGCACUACACCGACAACACUCAGGAUUCUCUGCCUUGGCUGUGAUGUCUCACCAAUAUCUGGAGAAACUAAAGCUCAGAAACAGUAAGUUCAUCAGACCGGCAGGACCACCUGAGAGCAUCCUGACUGCUAAUCACCUGUAAGGAACCAAGUUGUUCUUAGCUUUACUGGGGAUUGAACUGUAUACAUACAACAGUUUUCUUGUACUUUUACCUGGCCAGCAGUUUGACUGUGCCAUGAUCAUGACAGAAAGUUAACCGUCACAUAUGAACUCACCAAAGAAAGAGGUAUUUGUAUUUUUGGCAGAAAAUAAAUGUUCGAUUGAUCA